This is a messenger RNA of Apus apus (common swift), 2264 nucleotides long. RefSeq names its product solute carrier family 7 member 6 (gene SLC7A6). The transcript is spliced from 11 exons. Bases 185 to 1741 code for a protein of 518 amino acids. Gene Ontology annotation, cellular component: membrane. The record is from RefSeq and is a predicted model, not a curated record. NCBI's taxonomy places the organism in Eukaryota, Metazoa, Chordata, Aves, Apodiformes, Apodidae. Gene Ontology annotation, biological process: amino acid transmembrane transport. Gene Ontology annotation, molecular function: L-amino acid transmembrane transporter activity.
GUCCUUGGGGCGGAGCGGCCGCCAUCACGCGUGCUGCGGGAGCCGGGCGAGCAUCCCCGGGAGGCGGCGGGGCCGGCGGUGAGCGGAGUCAAGACAACUGGAAGACGGAGGCAAGAACGCUAGAAGUCUCUGCUAAUAAGCAGAUUGUCAUUUGGAGUCGUGGAGAAUUCACAGUCUUUCCACAAUGGGAGAAAGGACAGAUUGUACGAAGUCGCAUAGUUCACUGGCUGAAUACAGCCCCGUCAGUAAAUCAGACAGGACAGAUCCAAGGGACAGCUGUGAAAUGCAGGAUGGAAACCAAAAUACAAUGCAACUGAAGAAAGAAAUAUCUUUGAUAAAUGGGAUAAGCCUUAUAGUAGGCAACAUGAUUGGUUCAGGUAUCUUUGUCUCUCCCAAAGGAGUUCUCAUCUACAGCAAAUCUUAUGGACUGUCUCUAAUAAUUUGGGCAAUUGGAGGGAUUUUUUCGGUCUUUGGAGCUCUCUGCUAUGCUGAACUUGGAACCACUAUUACGAAGUCAGGAGCCAGCUAUGCAUAUAUCUUGGAGUCUUUUGGGAGCUUCAUUGCUUUUAUUCGUUUGUGGACCUCACUCCUAAUUGUUGAGCCAACCAGUCAGGCGGUUAUUGCCAUCACCUUUGCUAACUACAUAGUUCAACCCUUCUUCCCUUCUUGUGAUCCUCCAUAUUUGGCUUGCCGUCUCAUAGCAGCUGCUUGUGAAUGUCUUCUAACAUUUAUAAAUUGUGCCUAUGUUAAGUGGGGAACACGGGUGCAGGAUAUAUUUACUUAUGCUAAAGUCACUGCCCUUAUUGUCAUCAUCAUAACAGGAAUUGUUAAAAUAUGCCAGGGAUAUUCAUCACAGUUUGAGAACUCUUUUGAGGGAUCCUCUUUUGAUGUCGGAGACAUUUCCCUUGCACUCUAUUCUGCCCUCUUCUCCUACUCUGGCUGGGAUACACUCAAUUAUGUAACUGAAGAGAUCAAAAACCCUGAAAGGAACUUGCCACUGGCUAUUGCAGUGUCUAUGCCAAUUGUGACUGUUAUUUAUAUUAUGACCAAUAUAGCUUACUAUACAGUCCUAGAUGUGGAAUCUGUUCUCUCUAGUGAUGCUGUGGCAGUGACAUUUGCUGACCAAGUAUUUGGUAUCUUCAGCUGGACAAUUCCCAUUGCUGUAGCUUUUUCAUGUUUUGGUGGACUUAAUGCUUCAAUUCUAGCAUCAUCAAGGCUAUUUUUUGUAGGAUCUCGAGAAGGUCACCUUCCAGAUGUGUUGUCUAUGAUCCACAUAGAGAGGUUCACACCUGUGCCAGCUCUGCUCUUCAAUUGUGCUAUGACCCUUAUUUACCUGGCUGUAGAAGAUGUCUUCAAGCUUAUUAAUUACUUCAGUUUCAGUUACUGGUUUUUUGUUGGUCUGUCUAUUGCUGGGCAAUUAUACCUACGUUGGAAGGAGCCAGAUCGUCCCAGGCCUCUUAAGCUGAGCGUGGCUUUCCCAAUAAUAUUCUGUAUAUGCACAGUUUUUCUGGUGGUAGUGCCACUCUAUAGUGACACUAUAAAUUCAUUGAUUGGAAUUGCUAUAGCUUUAUCUGGAGUUCCAGUCUUUUUCUUGGGAGUCUAUUUACCUGCAUCAAGGAGACCUCAGUUUAUCAACAAGAUUUUGGGUACAGUCACACGGAAAGUGCAGCUGCUCUGUUUAUGUGUCUUAACAGAGAUGGACCCAGAUGAAGAAAAGAAGUUGGAAAUCAAAUCCAGUUAAAAUUGCAAAGCCAUUAAAAGAAACAGCAGCGAGGAUAAAGCAAUUAUGACAACAAAAGGGAAGAGAGGAAACUGGAAAAAACAUGGAAACCCUUUCCAGUGGUCUUUCAGAAACACAAUGUGCUUACUUGCAGUUGGAUUCCCACUGCAUGCCCUCAUGUUACCCUCCUAAGCUGGCAUAUUUUCAGGGCAUGUUUUCGUUGGAUAUGAUUACCUACUCAUUUCAGGCACACAAGCUAUGCCUCAGUAUCGUUCCUUCUUCAGAAUUGGUAUUAAAAUGGUAAGAGCUAAUGGAUCAAAUUAAUUUCUGCAGAACCAGGCAGUGGAAGUAAUGCAUUUUUAAGUUAGGCUGAAAACCACUUUGACUCAGAAGACCCAAAGUCAAGUCCAGCUUAAUUCUGAUGGGUGUUUGCAUGAAAUAUUUGCUGUGCUAUCUCAGUUUUUAUCUUAGAAGACAACUGGUCACAACAAACUACCUGAUUUGUCAUUAUUAGCAGAAAAAUGAAUAAAGUUGUGCUAAACUA